AUUGACAAACAUAGCCACAGGCGAGUACAUCCUUAUGUGAAAAAAGAAAACUUUUAUAUUUUAAGACGUCUAAAUUUGACGUAAAUACGCAAGUGAUUUUAAAGUGCAGUUAUUAAAUCAGUACCUUAUUGUAAAAAUAAAAUAUGACCACAAAUUUCGAUGAAGAACAAGCUCUGCGUGAAUGUGAGGCCUACGUACAGGCUCACAACAUCCAGCAGGUUCUCAAGGAUUGCAUCGUUCAGUUAUGUAUAAACCGUCCGUCGAAUCCCAUUUCGUUUCUCCGAGAACAUUUUCAAAAAUUGGAACGAGAACAAGCUCUGGACGCUAAACAACAAGCGAUGUCUCCUGAGGACACUGAAGACUUGUCUCCUCUACCAGCCCACGCUCAACAGCCUGCCCGACGUCGAGGAGGAAUAUCUGCGGAGCCCGUGAGCGAGGAAGACGCUACCAGCUAUGUCAAAAAGGUCGUUCCAAAAGACUACAAAACAAUGGCUGCCCUCUCCAAAGCCAUUGCCAAAAAUGUCCUGUUCUCCCAUUUGGAUGAAAAUGAAAGAUCUGACAUUUUUGAUGCUAUGUUUCCAGUAAAUUGUCUUCCAGGUGAAUCCAUAAUACAACAAGGAGAUGAGGGAGACAACUUUUACGUCAUAGACCAAGGAGAAGUAGAAGUGUAUGUAAAUAAUGAACUUGUUACCACCAUAAGCGAGGGCGGCAGCUUCGGAGAGCUUGCGCUCAUAUACGGCACCCCUAGGGCAGCUACAGUCAAAGCCAAAACUGACGUCAAACUGUGGGGAAUCGACAGAGACUCCUACAGAAGAAUCCUCAUGGGCUCGACAAUACGUAAGAGAAAAAUGUACGAAGAAUUCCUCUCCCGGGUUUCUAUAUUAGAAAACCUGGACAAAUGGGAACGUCUCACAGUUGCUGACGCCCUUGAACCCGUCAGUUUUGAGGACAACGAGACCAUUGUCCGUCAAGGAGAGCCCGGCGACGAUUUCUACAUUAUCGUAGAAGGCACGGCUGUAGUUAAACAGAACAGAAUCGAAGGUGAAGAACCCACUGAGGUCGGUAGAUUGGGACCAAGCGACUACUUCGGAGAGAUUGCUCUUCUGCUGGACAGACCAAGAGCCGCCACCGUGGUCGCAUGUGGCCCGCUUAAAUGUGUCAAAUUAGAUAGAGCACGAUUCGAGAGAGUUUUGGGACUUUGUGCGGAUAUAUUGAAGAGGAAUAUCACUCAAUACAACAGUUUCGUGUCACUUUCCGUUUAAUGGCAGCUGAGAUCGAGGUAUUUCUUGUUUAAGGUUGUUUGGCGGGCUUGGUAUGGCAUAACUUAAUUACUGAUGACGCACACUAUAGUCUAAUUACAUUCAAAAUACACUUACGAUUACUGUGCCUGCAAUUGAAGAAUACGCACCUCGCUAUUCCGGCUAAGUGUUUCGAGGCUGUUUCAUUUAUUGUAUCUUGAAUGUAAGUUGUCUAUAAACCUGAUCUGACUAGUCACUAAAUGUGCGAAAAACAUUGUCUUUCUUUAUAUCUGGAUCAUCAUCUAUGAACCAGGCAUUUUUUAUUAAAAAUUAAUUGUUACACAUUGAUUUAAAUUAUAUUAUAUAUUUUUUACCUAAUAUCCGUUCUUAUUCUAAUAUUUUCCCAUUCUAACAGAAAUUUCCCAUUAUAACAGAAAAAUUAAAAUUUCCUUCUCAACAACUAAGGCUGACCGUUUUGUUAUUGUACGAAACGACAUAGGAAUGUAUUUUUUUUAAUGUAUCAUUAACUGGUACGAAUGUUGUGGAAGAAUCCCUUUUCUGCCUUACAGCUACAGAAUAAAGAUGAAAGACAUUUUUCCAGCAGAAAGAUAAGUUUUACCUUUUUCUAGUGCUUAAUAAGUCACUCGUGUCAGCUUUUAUACUUUUAAUGGACUAUAUCAGAUAUAUUAUGAGUACCGUUAAUUUUUUCUGUAGCUUUGAUAAAAAUUACGUUAUCACUCUAAUAGUUAUGUAUAUUGUAUUGUAAUUAUUAUAUAUUACUUAUGAGCCAAAUCCUGACUCUUUAUCAAAAUAACCUUGACGUUUGAAUCAAUUUGUUCCACAGUUCCGAUUAACUAAUCGGGGUCGUAUCCGAUUCGUCCAUCUCUAAAGAAUACGUUCCUACUUUAUGGUCAGGUUAAGUAUAUGAGGACCUCAAUGUUGAACAUAAAUCAGUUAGGAAAACUAUUUUUAUCAAAAUUUGUUUGUCAGUUGAGAUCAGGGAAUUAAAUAUCCAGUAGGAUCAAAAUAUAGAAUCACGUAACAUUAAUGUGGCUUAAUAUAGAGCCAAUUGCUCAAAGACAAAGUUUUUAGCCCUAUUGUUUAAAUUUAAGUCCAAAUAGAAGUAUUUUUCUUCUAGAUUUGAAUUUAAAAAAAAAAGCUAAAAUUAAAGAAGAGUGCGAAACAGUGGUUAAUAAUAGCCACAAUUUUUUCUGUAAGAAAUUUCCAUGUACUUGAUGAAGUCAAAAUCAGAGUCUUUGCAUUCCUGCUGGCGGGUUAACUAUUCUUAUUUUGACUUUAUACAAAAAUGGAUUUAAUUUGUUUUAUUUUUUAUUUUAAUAGAAGUUAUUGAUAAAAAAAAGGAUUCUGUAAAAGGUUUAGAAAGUCUCUUUCGUUAUUUAUCGAAUUUUUCUUCUCAAAUGUUCGCUAGUAUGUAUUAUGGAAAUCCUUAAUAAGUUCAGAAUUUGAUUCUUGUUACAAUUUAGUCGAAAUAAUUCAACACGAAAAACUUCGGCAAGUAGUUGCUGAAGUAGAACGAAAUCAUAUGCAUAAUUAAUUAUUAACAAUUUUUUUUUUAUUAAACGUUUCGUAAUUUGUAACCCAUAACGAAUAUUCAAUGCCUUCAUGCUGAAGGAUCAAAUAGGGAUAUUCUUCUUGCAGUGCCCUAUCCUCAUCGGACGUUGGCCAGUCCUCUAGCCCACAAAACCUUAUUACCUAUAAAUCUAUAUCUAUAAAUACGUCAUCUACCUGGUCCCCUUUUUCUUUUUACUUUGCCCUGUAUCGUAAGUUGAAGGAUAUGCUAUUUUUCGAUUCGCAUAUUUGCCAGAAGUAUGGCAAUUUUCUUUAUUUUACCGUUAAAAGUAGUUGUUUGUCUUGCGAGAGAGCUUCAUUGGUGACAUGAUUUGUCUACGUUAACACCAACUUGCAUCUCAGGACGGCGAGUGCGGAUUGGGUUUCACGACUACAAGCGUUUAUAGCCAAUGUCGGCCGAAGUUAGAAGCUGAAGCGGAUAUACAAUGGAGACACUGCUAAAAACCCAUUAAAAAUGUUCUAUUUCGACAUAUAUUUGUUCAUAUUUUUUAUCAAUUCCAUUUUUAAAUUACUAUUCUCAUUUAUUUUUUCUAAUUCAUUGGCGUUUUCUUAAAUUCGUAUUGUUUUAAUUAAUAAAAAGUUAAAAUAAUUAGAAUUUUAUUUUGAUUUGAAAUUGAUUUAUAUUGCCUUAUCCUAAUAAAAGAAGCACCACAUUUCAAAAGCUGUUAUUUUCUUACUAGUGGUGUCUGAUUGUCCAAGCUUCCACUCCAUACAAAUAAGUUGAUAACACAGAACACCUGAGCACUCGCAAUCUAAUAUGUAUAUUAAGCCACAGGUUACACAGUAGAUUCUUCGUUUUCUUAAAUAUACUUCAGGAUUUCUCGAUUCUAAUAUGGAUUUUACGCUAGUUAUCCCAAUUUUCAUUCAGGUUAUAGUCCAAAUAUGUACUUCUGAACUCUUGCAAGUAUCUCAUAGCUUAAAAAGAAUUGAUGGGUUAAGGGUAUGAUUUUUGCUGGUGGUCAUCACUUUGGUUUUGCCAUUGUUAAUACGCAUACCAUACCGUCUGCUAGCAGCGUCUUCUCUAUUAAUUAAUCAUUGUAGUCCCUCUGUAAUGUUGACAAGUCAAAAGGUGUCGUCAGCAUGCUUGAAAUUAUUUAUGGAAAUCCUGUUAAUUGAUAUUUCAUCUUCAAUGUCCUCCAAAUCUUCUGUGAAAGGAGAAUGAUGACUCUGAGCAUCUCUAAGGAGAUGCUUCUCUCUCUAGAGUAAAUGUCGAAUAAUAUCGGCGACAAAACACAUCCCUGACGACCUCCUCGUAGUAUGCUAAAUUGCUCAGAGUACUUGUUUUCCUCUUUAACUGAGGUUUUACUGUGUCAAAUACCUUUUCAAAGUCCAAGAAGCACGUGAAAACGUUACUGUUUACAUCCUCUUUGAAUCAGUACCUGUAUGAGUAGUAGAGUACUUUGAAUCAGUACUCAAUAUUUACGUUGCAUGACAAUAUUCUCUGAUGCAUUGAUUUUUUUGUGUUUCACGGAAAAUUUCGGCUACCAAACGGCAUUCUAACUUGCGUUGGGUCUAACUAUUCCAACUUGUAUUGUCUAAGUAACUGAACAGAAUCAAUCUGAUAAAAUGCUAAUCACAAUCAACAUGAGAGUCCUAUUUUAAUUAUUUUUUUAAUAGAUAAUUUACCGGAGUAUUUAAAGUUCCCAUAAAUUACAUCGAAAAUAGAGAAACUGUACAAUCUAUAAACACGGAAUAUUGGUUUUUGUUUGAAAUAAUUCAUUUGAUAUAUAUGUAUCGUUAUAUAAAAUCAUUAUCAUGUGUGAUAUGAACAAGAGAUUUUUGUGAUUUUUAAGUACUGCCAUUUUCAUUGUACGCCAUUAAUCAGAUCUAAUCUUUUAUUAUAUAUAGCGAGUGCAAAUUCGAAUACCUAUUGCUAAUAGUGGAGAAUCUAGCUAAAUUUAUAAAUAACGAUUGGCAACAUUAUAUGUAAGAUCAAAUAUUUAUGACAAAUUAAGGUUUUUUGAGUAGAAAUUAUUACGAAUUAUAGAUCUAUGACGUUGUAGUUUUAUUAAUGAUAACUGCAAAGAAAAUGGUAGCACAAUUUCUAUCUAUACCAAUUUUUUAAGAUAAAUAGUAAGUAAUAGUAACAGGUAUAUCUAAUAAAGUAAACAAAUGUAACUUUUUAAACAUUAAUCCAUUCUCAUCGAAAUUUAGUGUGGUAGUACCCAUUCCAAGCCCACCAAGCAGUCUGCCAGGACUGGCUUGAGCCCAAAAUUGAACAUCUGUUUGUCGAAUAUGAUGAUUGAAGCUUUUAUUAACUUAUUGCCUUGCUUUGAUGAGAAAGUGCCAUCAGCAAUCUGAAAUAUAUAUAAAUAUAUAUAUUUUUCUACGAGUCACCGUCUUUUAUCUGCUCUGUCGAUGUUGAUGUUACUUUCUGGAAGGCUUUUAACUGCUAAAGGAAACGUUUAAUAAAAUAUUGUAUAUACUUAACAAUAUCUUCCAAUAUAGAAGUAACUGUUAAUCCUGAUUUUUGUCUAUAUGCAUUUUGUUUUUAAUUAGAUAAAUAUUUAUAAACG
Diabrotica balteata is the source of this 5344-nucleotide messenger RNA. NCBI's taxonomy places the organism in Eukaryota, Metazoa, Arthropoda, Insecta, Coleoptera, Chrysomelidae. The record is from the annotation of a GenBank genome assembly.